AUAAAAUCAGAAUGGAUGGCUCUUUUGCUGGCGAGGUUCCUGCAAUACUGCAACUCUGCAAAUGGGUCCCAUCUAAAUUCCAGCUCAAAUUGUCAGAAUUUCGUGAAGCUUUCAUUUCUCCAACAAGAGAGCAACUACUAUUGCUCUCAUAUCAAUGUGAAGCUUUGCUUCUUCCUCUGACUAAAGAUGACCCUGUUGACAAUAUGGUUCCAGAAAUUUGUUAUGUUGAAAGUUCUGAACAUCUAUGUUCCUCAGCUUCAUUUUCACAAGUCUUGACAACACCUAGUAGGUCAGAUUCAAUGGACAGUAUUCCGUGCCCUUCUGGAUCAGUAAUUGAUUUUAGUAAUGGUUUUUCUCUUGAUAGUAAAGUUUCAAAAGCUAAUAGUUACCCUUUUAUUUCUGAUGUAAACUCACUGGCUUGGGGUGUAUGUGGAGAUACCUAUAAUCAGCACGAGGAUGCUUCGUUUAGGGAAUUAUUAUUUGUGUCUGGCAACCAUGGCGUCACAGUCCAUGCCUUUUCUUCUCUUGAUGAAACUAGUGAAAAAAUGACCACACCUAUGCCGGAGGUUGAGUUUAGGCAAGGGAGUUGGGUUGAGUGGGGACCUUCUACAUCAGCUCGAACUGUAGAGGGAGAGGAUUAUAUUAAUUUGUGUCCUGAUGCCUUUGGAAAUCAUGGGAAAGGGGACUGGGGGGAUAAGCGAUUGAAUGGUUUUUCUGCUCAGUCAAGGUUAAAUAGUCAAAGGUUUAAUGUUUCUGAAACACAAUCAUACCCCAUCAGAAGAAUAUUUCUUCCUUCUGAUAGGUUUGGAGGAGAUGAUUGUAUAUGUUUCUCCCCUUUCGGAAUCACUCGGCUAAAUAGAAAUUGUAAUAGCAAAGAUGAAAGAAGUGCUCAGAUCAUUCACUUAAAUCUGCCUAUUGAUAUGUCAGUUACUAAAAAUUCGAUGUGCGACAUCACUCAUGUCCAAGGUAGAAAAGAAGUUUCUAUUGGAGAAGCUGUGGGCUGCAGUUUCCAGGGUUAUAUUUAUUUGGUAACUAAAUGUGGUCUUUCAGUAUUUCUACCCUCUGUUUCAGUUCCAUCUGAUUUCCUUCCUCUUGAGAUCAGUGGACACCAACAGCCAAGCAGGAAUACAGGCAUUGGAAGUCAAUUAGAAAUGUCACAACUGAACCAGCCUUAUUUAUGUUCAUGCUCACCAUGGCAAGUUGAGAUUUUGGAUAGAGUUCUUUUGUUUGAAGGCCCUGAAAAAGCAGACUGUGUAUGUUUGGAAAAUGGUUGGGACCUGAAAAUUUCUCGGAUGCGUCGACUGCAAAUGGCCUUGGAUUACUUGAAAUUCGAUGAGAUAAAUGAAUCUUUGGAUAUGCUUGUUAACGUGGAGCUCGCAGAAGAAGGCAUUUUGAGGUUGCUCUUUUCUGCAAUCCAUCUGUUGGUGCAAAAAAGAAGUAGUGAUAAUGAAGUUUCUGUGGCAUCAAGGCUUCUUGCACUUGCAACCUGCUUUGCGACCAAAAUGAUUCGUAAGUAUGGAUUCGUUGAGCACAAAAGGGAAGCAUACCUAUUGGAGAGACUGCAUGGGUCCCGAAUGCUUUGUCUUCCAUCUAUUUUACCGGAUAAAGCAGAAAAUGAAAUUGGAAACUCGAGAAGGAUGCAUGAGAUGGCUCGCUUUUUGGAGAUCAUACGUAACCUGCAACGUCGAAUUAGUGCAAAAUUUAAGAAGUCAAGCCAGGGUGAUGGUGAAAGGGCAUUAAGUUUGGUGGAUCCUGGUUCAUUGCAGGAUGAGUCUCAUUUUUCAAUUGCUCCAGCAGAUGCUCUAUCAUUAGAGACAUUGAAUAAGCAGGAAAUUACUAUCUCUGCAUCUGCAUCAGCCUUCAAUGAUACUGACAAAUUUGCUUUGAUGCCUAAGGAUUACGUGAACACCAAAGCUUCUGGGGUUUCAGAUGACUCAACUGACGUAGCAGAUCUUGAGCCGAAGAAGGUUCUUCCAUUGGAAAAUCCAAAGGAGAUGGUUGCUCGUUGGAAAAUCGACAAGUUGGACCUAAAAAGUGUGGUGAAAGAUGCUCUACUGUCUGGCCGUCUUCCUUUAGCUGUCCUUCAGCUACAUCUUCAUCGUUCAAGAGAAAUCAUUGCAGAUGAAGAGCCUCAUGAUACUUUCACUGAAGUUCGUGUCAUUGGGAGAGCUAUUGCAUAUGACCUAUUUUUGAAGGGUGAAAUUGGAUUGGCUGUAACAACAUUGGAAAAGCUUGGAGAGGACAUUGAAACGUGUCUCAAGGAGUUAUUUUUUGGCACAGUUAGAAGAUCUUUACGAGUACAAAUCACAGAGGAGAUGAGAAGGUAUGGUUAUUUAGGACCAAAUGACUGCAAGAUAUUGGAGAGACUAUCACUUAUUGAGAGGUUUUAUCCUAGCAGUGUUUUCUGGAAAACUUUUGAAGGCCGUCAGAAACUCAAGCAAGUUGCAUCAACUUUGAACUCUAUUGAAGAAAUAAAUUUGCACCUGUUGGGUUCACAUAUGUUCAACAAUCUAAUAAUCAAGUGUGGGGAAAUUGAUGGAGUUGUUUUAGGUUCAUGGACGAGUACCAAUGAAAAUUCAUCUGAUCCAAUGAUUGAGGAAGACAAUUCCCAGGCUGGUUACUGGGCUGCUGCUGCAGUCUGGUAUGGUGCCUGGGAUCAGAGAACUAUUGAUCGGUCUUGGAAAGUGAUGAAAAGGUUUCAUGUUAAUACCAUCCAUGCUUUACAUAAAUUAGUUGUACAGCACUGUGCACAGUAUAACUUGCCAAACCUUCUGGAUCUCUAUCUUGAUCAUCACAAGUUGGUCUUAGAUAAUGAUUCGCUUUGCUCAUUAGAGGAUUCUGCAGGGGAUUGUCAAUGGGCAAAAUGGUUGCUACUGUCUAGGAUCAAGGGACGAGAAUAUGAUGCCUCAUUUUCUAAUGCACGUUCAAUAAUGUCACAUAGUUUAGUUCUGGGCAGAAAUAUCACUCUUCCAGAGAUUGAUGAAAUAAUCUGCACUGUUGAUGACAUCGCAGAAGGAGGUGGAGAAAUGGGAGCUCUAGCAACUCUUAUGUAUGCCCCUGCACCGAUUCAAAGAUGUAUAAGUAGUGGUAGUAUUAACAGGCAUAGCAGCUCAUCUGCCCAGUGUACAUUGGAGAACCUGAGACCCACCUUGCAACGAUUCCCCACACUUUGGCGCAAGCUUUUAGCUGCAUGUUUUGGUCAAGAUACAACUUCCAAUUUUUUGGGACCUAGAGUGAGAAAUGCUUUUACAGACCACCUAAAUUGGCGUGACAACAUAUUCUUCUCUGCUGUGCGUGACACUUCACUUCUGCAGAUGCUCCCGUGCUGGUUUCCUAAGGCUGUGCGGAGAUUAGUUCAGCUUUAUAUUCAGGGUCCUCUUGGAUGGCAAUCCUUUUCAGGCCUUCCUGUAGGUGAAUCUGUACUACAUAGAAAUAUUGAUUUCUCGAUAAAUUCGGAUGAGCAUGCUGAGAUGAAUGCAAUCUCCUGGGAAGCAAUAAUCCAGAGGCAUAUUGAAGAUGAACUAUAUGAUUCUUCACGGGAGGAAACUGGACUUGGUCUUGAGCACCACUUGCAUCGUGGACGUGCAUUGGCAGCUUUUAAUCGCCUACUUGGACUUAGGAUUGAAAAACUUAAAUUGGAAGAUUCUCUGAUGCAUGGCCAAUCAAACGUUCAAUCAGAUGUCCAGAUACUACUUUCACCUAUAACACAAAGUGAAGAAUCUCUUGUUUCAUUUGUCAUGCCAGUUGCAAUUACUCAUUUUGAGGAUUCCGUGUUUGUGGCUUCAUGUGCUUUUCUUCUUGAGCUUUGUGGCCUAUCGGCCAGCAUGCUUCGCGUAGACAUAGCUGUCUUGAGGCGGAUAUCUUCCUUCUACCAAUGUACUCAAAAUGGUGACAUUUCUAAGCAAGUUUUGGGGAAGGGUUCUGCAUUUCAUUCACUACACCAUGAAGGUGAUAUAGUAGCAUAUCUAGCUCAGGCACUGGCAGAUGAAUAUGUUCACCAAGAUACUGUAGGCAGUUUCAACCAGAAAGGUGCUCCAAAAAUAAUUGCUAAUAGACGACCUUGUCGUGCUCUCAUGCUUGUUCUACUGCAUUUGGAAAAGGCUAGUCUUCCACAACUGGUUGGUGGAAGGACAUGCGGGACUUGGCUGUUAAGUGGAAAUGGUGAUGGAGCUGAAUUAAGAAAUGGACAAAAAGCAGCAAGCCAACUGUGGAGUUUAGUUACCAAUUUCUGUCAGAUGCAUCAACUUCCUGUCAGCACCAAAUACCUUGCUUUGCUGGCAAGAGAUAAUGACUGGGUUGGAUUUUUAUCAGAAGCUCAGAUUGGGGGAUACCCUUUUGACAUUGUCAUGCAAGUUGCCUCGAAGGAGUUUAGUGAUCGUCGUCUCAGAAUUCAUAUACUAACAGUUUGGGAAACUUCAUCGAUCAAGGUGAAUGACAUAGCUUCUCAGAUCGCCGAGAAUGUUGCAUCAGCUGUGGAAGCCUCUAAUUCCUUGCCAGCAGAUUGUAGAGCUGUCCAGUUCCGUUACAACCGGCAGACUCCAAAACGUAGACGAUUGAUGGAGCCAGUUGAUUCCUUGCCUCCCUUAUCUGAUAGUGCAAGUACUUCCCGUGGCGGAGUAUUUACUGCACAAAGCAUUAUUUCCACAGAGCAAAGGAAAACAGAAUUCAGUGAGCAUAAUAGUGUUGCAAGUGAUUUAGGUGAUGGGCCUGCUUCUCUGUCCAAGAUGGUUGCAGUACUUUGUGAACAACACUUGUUUUUGCCUUUGCUAAGGUCUUUUGAAAUGUUCCUUCCUUCAUGUGCUUUAUUGCCUUUCAUCCGUGCUCUUCAGGCAUUUACUCAAAUGCGCCUAUCUGAAGCUUCAGCACAUCUUGGUUCCUUCUCUGCCAGGAUUAGAGAUGAACCAACACAUUUGCACGUACAUGUAGGAAGAGAAAGUCAUGUUGGAACAUCAUGGAUUAGUUCUAUCGCCAUAAAAGCUGCUGAUGCUAUGCUUUCAACUUGUCCAUCUCCUUAUGAAAAACGAUGUCUGCUACAACUUCUUGCUGCUACUGACUUUGGUGAUGGAGGAUCGGCUGCAACAUAUUAUCGACGGGUAUAUUGGAAAAUAAAUUUGGCGGAGCCUUUGUUGCGCAAGGAUGAUGAUCUCCAUCUUGGAAAUGAAACUCUGGAUGAUGAUGCUUCACUUUUGACAGCAUUAAUAAAGAGCAGGCAGUGGGAGCAAGCACGCAACUGGGCUAGACAGUUAGAAACUAGUGGUUCACCUUGGAAGUCAAUUGUUCAUCAUGUCACUGAAACUCAGGCGGAAUCCAUGGUAGCUGAGUGGAAGGAGUUCCUUUGGGAUGUCCCAGAAGAGCGAAUUGCUUUAUGGGGCCACUGCCAGACAUUAUUCAUUAGAUAUUCCUUCCCUGCAUUACAGGCUGGUCUGUUCUUCCUUAAGCAUGCAGACACUGGUGAGAAAGACCUUCCCGCAAGAGAGCUUCAUGAGUUAUUGCUGCUUUCUCUUCAGUGGUUAAGCGGGAUGAUAACCCAGUCUAAUCCGGUUUAUCCCUUGCAUCUUCUAAGAGAAAUUGAGACUAGAGUGUGGCUCUUGGCUGUAGAAUCAGAGGCUCAGCUGAAAAGUGAAGGAGACUUCACUUCAAAUUGUUUCAGCAAGGACACUGGGAAUGGAAAUAGCAUAAACAUUAUUGACCGGGCUGCAAAUAUAAUAACUAAAAUGGAUAAUCAUAUUACUACAGUGAGGAGCAAAACUUUAGAGAAACAUGAUGGUAGAGACAUUAGCCAGGUGCAUCACAGGAACCAAAUAUUUGACACCAGCUCUUCAACCAUAGCUGGAGGUAGUACAAAGACAAAACGGAGGGCAAAAGGCUAUGUGCCACCAAGAAGGGCGGUAAUGGACUUCAUGGAAAAGAGCAUUGAUUCUGAAGAUAGUUUGAGUUCUCUUAACUUUAAAAAUGACUUGCAGUUCCACGAUGAAAGUGUAAAAUUAGAAAUAUCAUUCUCAAAGUGGGAGGAGAAAAUUGAUCCUGCAGAGUUGGAAAGGGCUGUUCUUUCCUUACUGGAGUUUGGACAAGUAACAGCUGCCAAGCAACUCCAACAUAAGCUAUCUCCAGGACCUGUAACUCCUGAGCUUUUGCUUGCAGAUGCUGCUUUAAAGCUAGCAGCAAUGUCCACUCCUAGCAGGAAAUUACUAUUGUCGAUGCUUGAUGAAGAGUUCGUUCUGUCUUUAAGUCGUACAGAUACAGACUGUGUCUUGGAGAGUUUUGCAACUAUUAUGACUGAAGGUGGCGGACGUGGAUUAUGUAAGAGAAUAAUAGCAGUUGUAAAAGCUGCAAAUGUCUUGGGUCUUUCAUUCUCUGAAGCAUUUGAUAAGCAGCCAGUUGAAUUGCUGCAGCUACUUUCUCUCAAAGCACAAGAAUCGUUUGAGGAAGCAUGUCUUCUCGUGCAAACUCAUUCUAUGCCUGCUGCUAGCAUUGCUCAAAUACUUGCAGAAUCCUUUUUGAAGGGUCUCUUGGCCGCACAUCGUGGGGGAUAUAUGGAUUCUCAGAAGGAGGAAGGACCAGCUCCUCUCUUGUGGAGAUUUUCAGACUUCUUGAAGUGGGCAGAGCUUUGUCCUUCUGAAUCUGAAAUUGGUCAUGCAUUGAUGCGUUUAGUAAUUACUGGACAGGAAAUUCCACAUGCCUGUGAGGUUGAACUUCUUAUCCUAUCACACCACUUCUACAGAUCAUCUGCCUGCCUGGAUGGAGUAGAUGUUCUUGUAGCCCUUGCUGCAACUAGGGUUGAAGCUUAUGUUGCUGAGGGUGAUUUUCCAUGUUUGGCUCGCCUAAUCACAGGAGUUGAUAAUUUUCAUGCUCUAAAUUUCAUUCUUGGCAUUCUUAUUGAGAAUGGUCAGCUGGAUCUUCUUCUUCGGAAGUACUCGGCUGCUGCAGAUACAAAUACAAGCACUGCUGAGGCUGUCAGAGGUUUCAGAAUGUCUGUUCUUACAUCGUUAAAGCAUUUUAACCCCAAUGACCUUGAUGCAUUUGCCAUGGUCUAUAACCACUUUGACAUGAAGCAUGAAACAGCAUCAUUGUUGGAGUCAAGAGCAGUGCUGGCUUCCCAGCAUUGGUUUCGCCGUUAUGACAGGGAUCAGAAUGAAGAUCUCCUGGAUUCUAUGCGAUAUUACAUUGAAGCUGCUGAGGUACACUCCUCCAUUGAUGCGGGCAAUAAAACAUGCAGAGCGUGUGCCCAGGCUUCCCUUGUUUCCCUCCAAAUAAGAAUGCCGGAUUCUAGAUGGCUCAGUCUAUCUGAAACCAAUGCCAGGCGAGCAUUAGUUGAGCAAUCUCGCUUCCAGGAGGCCCUAAUAGUUGCAGAGGCCUAUGGUCUUAACCAGGCAAGUGAAUGGGCGCUUGUGCUUUGGAAUCAGAUGCUCAACCCAGAACUGACAGAAGAGUUUGUGGCCGAAUUUGUGGCUGUGCUUCCACUUCAGCCUUCCAUGCUUAUUGAACUAGCAAGAUUCUAUAGGGCAGAAAACAGCAAUCGCCCCUUUUUAGACGGAAUCUACUCGUUACUUUCUGGUUGA
Messenger RNA from Carica papaya (papaya), 7559 nucleotides. The record is from RefSeq and is a predicted model, not a curated record. Lineage: Eukaryota; Viridiplantae; Streptophyta; Magnoliopsida; Brassicales; Caricaceae.